GAAGAGGCCGUUGCCCCGAGCGACAACAACGUCCGGUUUUCGGAGUUUGGCGGCGGAAAAGACCAUGAGCAAAGGCCGAGUGGACGCGGCGGCGGGAGCCCCUGGACUCCUACUGAGAUACCUGCAGGAGCAGAACCGCCCCUACAGCGCCCAGGACGUGUUCGGAAACCUGCAGCGGGAGCACGGACUUGGCAAAGCGGCGGUGGUGAAGGCGCUGGAACAGCUGGCCCAACAAGGCAAGAUCAAAGAGAAAAUGUAUGGCAAGCAGAAGAUAUAUUUUGCAGAUCAGGACCAGUUUGACACGGUGAGUGAUGCUGAUCUCCAAGGCCUGGAUGCCAAGCUUGCCACCCUCACUGCUAAGGUGCAGAGUCAGCAGCAGAACUGCCGCCACCUGGAGGCUGAACUGAAAGAGCUGAGUAGUGCCCUGACCACACCGGAGAUGCAGAGAGAGAUCCUCGAGUUACAGAAGGAAUGCGCUGGCUAUACGGAGAGACUGAAGAACAUUAAAGCGGCCACCAACCAUGUGACUCCAGAGGAGAAAGAGCAGGUGUACAGAGAGAAGCAGAAGUACUAUAAAGAGUGGAGGAAGCGGAAGCGAAUGGCAACGGAACUGUGUGAUGCGAUUCUGGAAGGAUACCCCAAGAGCAAGAAGCAGUUUUUCGAGGAAGUUGGGAUAGAGACAGAUGAAGAUUAUAAUGUCAAGCUCCCAGACCCCUGAGAAGGCCC
Chrysochloris asiatica (Cape golden mole) is the source of this 726-nucleotide messenger RNA. RefSeq names its product PSMC3 interacting protein (gene PSMC3IP). The record is from RefSeq and is a predicted model, not a curated record. Gene Ontology annotation, cellular component: DNA recombinase auxiliary factor complex; condensed nuclear chromosome. Gene Ontology annotation, molecular function: recombinase activator activity; double-stranded DNA binding. NCBI's taxonomy places the organism in Eukaryota, Metazoa, Chordata, Mammalia, Afrosoricida, Chrysochloridae. Gene Ontology annotation, biological process: homologous chromosome pairing at meiosis; meiotic strand invasion involved in reciprocal meiotic recombination; meiotic joint molecule formation. The transcript has 8 exons. The coding region runs from base 65 to 718 and encodes 217 amino acids.